Rhinichthys klamathensis goyatoka is the source of this 1361-nucleotide messenger RNA. RefSeq names its product tetratricopeptide repeat domain 29 (gene ttc29). The transcript is spliced from 10 exons. Gene Ontology annotation, molecular function: protein binding. NCBI's taxonomy places the organism in Eukaryota, Metazoa, Chordata, Actinopteri, Cypriniformes, Leuciscidae. Bases 12 to 1361 code for a protein of 449 amino acids. The record is from RefSeq and is a predicted model, not a curated record.
UAACCCGCAGCAUGUCUUCAGCAGUGGCUCGCGGCCCGAGGACUCCCUUCCUCCCAGACAUUCAUAAUCCACAUAAACAGAGGAAAACACCAACAUCCAAGUCCUUCAGGGAAUGGAUGAAGGAGAAUCCCAUCGAUCCUUCUGAAGAGAAAACACAGAUCCUCACCGAGCACGAGAUUGCGCAAUUCAGGAAGCCUUUGCGUCAGAAUGUGUGUGUGGUGGUGCUGCGCGAGGGCUUUCACCGCUCGUUUGCGGAGCUGUUUGCGCUUCUGCAGCGCUGGAAGGAAGCGGAGGAACAUCCACACAAACUACAGACAAUACAACACCACCUCAUCCGGGCUGAGACCGCAGAAAGAGCCGGACAGUAUGCAGAGGCGUAUGAGGACCACUUGUUUUUGGCCAUGUUUUUCACUGAGCCGGAGGACGAAUGGUUGAAGCAUCAUUUCUUUCAGCUGGCCCUCCAUUCAGCUCGCAAAUUCAAAAUGGACUCUGGCAAAAGAGAGGCUGAGGCCAACUUACACUUGGGCCAAGUGUAUUUAGAGAAGGGUCAGCUUGAGCCGGCACGAGAGCAUUAUGAGGCCGUUUACCACCUGACCAUGGGCCGGACAUGGCAGGACACCAGCGGGCGCAUGCAUCACUCACGCUCAUGUGACGAGCUCCAGAGGGUGUAUACACUGCUGGCACAGACACUGCUUCAGGACCUACACUAUGCAGACGCCAUUAAGAUGUUCAAUAAGGCCUAUGAGAUGGCUAAAGAGUCGGGAGACCGAGGACAAGAAGGAGAGGCAGCCUAUCGACUGGGCCUGGCCUAUCAGAGCACAGGAGACCAGAAGACUGCUAAACAGCUUUUUAGCGUAUAUAUUGAGAUCUCCACAACACUUGAAAAUACAGACAGCCUGGGAAGAGCAUAUGAAGCCAUUGCCAAAUCUCUGGAGAGUGAAGGCAACCUAACAGAAGCAACAGAAUAUUUAGAGAAGUUUGCUGAGAUUUCUCUAAACAGCAAACAGGACCGAAACCUAGAGAAAGCCUGCAUGUGCCUCGGAACCAUCCUCAACUCUAGAAAUCAAUAUGAUGAAGCUUGUGUACAUUUUGAACGUGCAUAUGAGAUUGCAUGUAACCUGGCAUCAGUGCCCAGGCUGCAGAAGGCUCAGGUGUGUGCGAGCAGUGCCCGUGCUCUCGGCAUGAUGCAGACGUAUCACAUGAUCAUAGAGAAUCCUGGACGCCAGAACAUCCAGAAAACCAUCAGCUGGAAGGAGAGACGAGAGGAUAGCUUCAGUGCUGCGCAUCAUCAUAGAGCAAGAAAUGAAGACGGUGAGCAGUGGACAGGCAAGAUGGAGGGGAAAUGUUUAUUUGAAGGCUGA